Pelobates fuscus (common spadefoot toad) is the source of this 2847-nucleotide messenger RNA. It is a transcript of the gene GDF11, whose product is annotated as growth differentiation factor 11. Gene Ontology annotation, cellular component: extracellular region. The transcript is spliced from 3 exons. Bases 268 to 1422 code for a protein of 384 amino acids. Lineage: Eukaryota; Metazoa; Chordata; Amphibia; Anura; Pelobatidae. Gene Ontology annotation, molecular function: growth factor activity; cytokine activity. The record is from RefSeq and is a predicted model, not a curated record.
GUCACUUUCCUACCUCCUGUUCUCUUUCUCUCCUCUCCCUCUCUCUCCCUCUUUUUUUUACUUUGUUGACAGCCCUGGUAGGGGCCUUUUGUUACCUCCCCAGCCAAUGAAAGCAUUUUACGACAGAGAACAGUUGGGAUAUAAAAAGAAGGAGUCCCUUUGCUUAGUGCAUGAUCUGUGGUUGCAUACCCCUCCCUUAUAGAGACCUGCACAAGGCAGCUGUCCUCUUUGCACCAGCAGUAGCAGCCCUCUUCAGGACACUGAGCAAUGCUGUCUCAGCGGUCCCCUCUCUUCCUUUGCUUCCUUGUCCUGUCCAUGGAGUUCUCCAAAAGUAAGGGUGAGUCUCUCGUUGAAAAGGGACCCCUGCAGGUGGAGACUUCACUUGGGGAGAAUGAGGAGCAGGGCUGUCGCGUGUGCAAGUGGAGGAAACAGAGUAAGGAUUUUAGGCUGGAGAACAUUAAGGCUCUGAUCCUGAGCAAACUCAGGCUUAAGGAACCACCCAAUAUUACCCUGGAGGUGGUGAAUCAACUGCUGCCCAAGGCACCCCCACUGCAGCAGAUACUGGAUCAGCAUGAGUUUCAGGGAGACUCUUUUCAACAUAAUGCAUUCCUGGAGGAGGAUGAAUAUCAUGCCACUACAGAGACUGUCAUUAGUAUGGCACAGGAAACGGAUCCAGUAGUUAGGCUGGAUGGAAAUCCUCACUGCUGCUACUUUAACUUCAGCCCAAAGAUUAUGUUCACAAAGGUGGUGAAGGCCCAGCUGUGGGUAUACCUGAGACCAGUGCAGCACACCUCCACUGUCUACCUGCAGAUCCUCCGUCUCAAGCCUAUUACAGAGGAGGGGAGUAAACACAUCCGCAUCCGCUCCCUGAAGAUUGACUUGCAUUCCCGCACAGGCCACUGGCAAAGUAUUGACUUCAAACAUGUACUUCAAAACUGGUUUAAGCAGCCAUACAGCAACUGGGGUAUUGAGAUCAAUGCAUUUGACCCCAGUGGAAACGAUCUAGCAGUGACUUCGUUGGGACCAGGGGCAGAGGGGUUGCACCCUUUCAUGGAAUUGCGUGUGAUGGAGAACAACAAACGAUCAAAGCGUAGCCUUGGACUAGACUGUGAUGAACACUCGACUGAAACCAGAUGCUGCCGCUACCCUCUAACUGUCGACUUUGAGGCCUUUGGCUGGGACUGGAUUAUUGCCCCAAAACGUUACAAAGCCAAUUAUUGUUCUGGCCAGUGCGAGUACAUGUUUAUGCAGAAGUAUCCCCACACCCAUCUUGUUCGACAAGCGAACCCACAGGGCUCUGCAGGCCCUUGCUGUACCCCAACCAAAAUGUCACCCAUCAACAUGCUAUACUUUAAUGACAAGCAACAAAUUAUUUAUGGCAAAAUCCCUGGUAUGGUUGUAGACAGGUGUGGCUGCUCUUAAGACUUUGGUCCCCUACUUCUACCCACUCGCCUUUAACUCCUUUCUUUCUCUCAAGGGUAUAAACAGACCAAAAUUUGGGACUGGGGAUGGCGCAUUUUAAUGUUUCCAAUCCCCAUUAUCCUAUACAGGUUAAGCUACAGAUUUGGCACUCUGCAUCUGAUUUCUGCUUUAUAGUUACGUUCUUGCAAUAACUGGUGUUAUCAUUGAAAAUGUCCAGUUGAGAGUUAGUCCAUGGCCAAGGUAAACAAACAUAGCUUCGCAAACCGUGAUGUGCCAUAUUAUGGUAGUAGUAAGAGACCAAGAAUUGUGGUUGGCAACCUAAAAACCAACCUCAGUGGGUACAAUGUGAGUAUAUUUGUUUUAACAUUUUUGGGAACAUUUUAACUCCCAAAACAAUCCUUAGAAAAACUGGGGUACAAGUUGAACCAAAAAAUGUUAAGAUCUAUAUCGCUGUUGACAGCUUUUUAGAUUUUAAAAUGCCUAAUAAUUUUAAUGUCACCCCUUUUAUGUUCUUGGAAUGACAAAUGACAAAUACUGGCUCUCUCACAGUGCAUCACAUUGAUUGCAUUUGUAUUCUGCUAUAUCUACACCCUUUUUCUUCUACCUGGCCAUCUUUAGAAAUCCUCCUGUUUCCUUAGCCCUUGCAACACUCCCCAUUGAGUGAAUAACGUCUUUGUUGUGUCUAAUGUUCUGUGCAAUACAGUAAAAGAAAACAAAGCAUACACAGAGUAAAGUAAAUGAAUAACAAAAGGCCCCAUCAGUUUCAUCAUGAAAUACAAUUAUCCCCUUAAAAUAUGGAAUACAUCUUUCUGAAGAUGUAAUGGGGAAUUAUGAGUGAAAUUUCCAUAAAAUGCAGGGUAGCUAUUAACAUGGGCAAUUUACCUGCAUAUUGCCAUAAAGUACCAAAAAGUGUUAAAGCAUCACACAUGCAGUUUUUUUUUUUAUCCUGAAGGGUAAAGGAAUGUGGAAUUAUAAAGCAUUCUUGUCUUACCAUCUGCCUGGUGUCAAUGCUUCUCAGGGAUUGGACUAACUUUGGGUUUCAGUGAGGUUCCUUAUAAUACUUCCUUGUAUUUGUGGGUCUGUUUUGUGCAAAAUAUGCACAAAAUAAAUACCAUAAAACAACUAGCUAUUCCUGUUUUCAUCAUCCUAGAUUUUCAGGUGUAACUGCAUCCCUCAAUUUGCAGCAUAUUUAACAUGAACUGUCUACUAACAACUCUAUACUUUCACUCCCAGCCUUUCGGUCUUAAUCAUUGGUUGAUCUCUGCACCAUGUUCUUUAUUCCCUACAAAUGUAGUAAAAUUGAUUGUGCUGCAUAUUUAUAUCAUAAGAAGGAUCAUGAUUGUGAGCAUUUUUCAUUUUAACCCAGUUAUUUGCAAUUGUUUUAACAAUUCAGUCCUUGGUAUAUAUUUUCCAACCACUUCCCAA